UCCGUUGAUAACUUAACAUUGGUCCACUGUGUGGCUCGUGAAUGAAUGACAUCAUGCGGGCUUAUGUCGGUCUCCAUCUGCGACAUGACACCUUCAGACACUAACGGUGUGGAGUGAUGCAGCAGAAGUUGUGUUCCAGAGGUUCUGGUUCCUUCCUCUUGGAGAGGAACGUCCAGCCCUGUGGCAGCACCGCCACCUCCUGCGACCUCCCCUUCCGCUGCCCCCGCUGUGGCGAACAGGAGCGCUUCCGCAGCCUGGCCUCACUCCGCGCCCACCUGGAGUACCGCCACUCGUACCACUCGCCGGACGUGACCGCCGGCGGCUUCAGCAUCACCGGCAAACUCCCCGACCCGUUGACGGCGGCAAUCCCCUGGCACGACAUGAGCCUCCCGACCCGCAGGGGGCAGCAGAGCGCGUGGCGGCCGCCUCACGUCCGCUCCCUCAGUGACAGCAGAGACAGCGGGUACCCCCGCUCCUACAGCUCUGUGAGGAGACGCACCCAGAGUGUCGGGGUGGGGACGCAGGCUGAGGAGGAGGAGGACGACGAUGAUGAUGACGAUGACGACGACGAGGAAUUUGGGACAGAAGAUGAAGACGAGGAUGACGACGAUGAAAGUGAAGAGAGAGAUGGAGGUAGAAACGAGGAGGAUAUCAAAAUGUCCUUAAAAAAAUCAGACACAUGCCACCAUCACCUCAACCACCAUCGCCUCCCGUUCCCACUUUCAGCUCCUCAUGGCCCCCCAACAGACCUGGACCUGGACCUGGUCGAGCAGAACUCCUACUCCGGUCUGGAGACGGCAGCGGCCUCGGCCGCAGUGCGCCGACGACUGGCCCGAAUCCUGCGGGCGGCCGACAGCACCAUGCAGCGCCGGCUGGCCAAGGUGAGCACGGAGCUCGCCCAGACCGACACGGAGCUCCUGUGUGAGCGCGCUCACUCGCAGCACCUGGCCCAGGAGAGGCAGGAAGUGGCCGACAGGGAGAGGUCACUGAGCCGGCAGGUGGACGUGGCCGUGAUGGUGAUCGCCGCGCUGAGGGAGCAGCUCAACGCCUCGGAGAACGAGCUGGAGCGUCGAGAGAGGGAGGUGAUAACCAUCCAGAAGUUCCUGGAAGCAGCGGCUCGACAGGAGACGUGCGGGAAAGUUCGAAUCCAGCGCUUCAUCGAGAAUCUGCUGAGACGCAUCGCUCUGGCCGAGAGGCUGGUGGAGUAUUACCAGGUCAACGGCAGCCCGCAGCAAUGCAGCCACUACAAGUACCAGCAGCCAACCGAUAAUGGACCUCACAGAAUCACUAAAAGCAGGUCAGCGGGGGGUCAGCUGUCCUCGUCUGGCCUCCAUGACAACAGAAGCCACUCCUCCUCGCAGUUCGGCGGCCGUCCUCUGUUCUCCAAGGCGGGCGGCGGGGAGCGAGACCGCGAGCGGGAGCACCGCGAGCGUCUGGCCCAGUCGUCCCGGCUGUUCUGCCGACCCGAACACAGAGACGACAUCUGGAACCACCAGCGGCGCCGAUCGGCCGGGUACGAGGCGUAGAACUGUAGAGGAUCACCGGGGGAGAGGGGGCGGUCGGCGGGUAAAACCUCAUUUCAUUAUUCCAGCGUGGUAACCUAUGGAAAAGUACAGAACGGUCACAUUCACAUCCAGCUUCUCUGGAGCAGUUGUGUGUAACAUCUGGCCAGAUUUUUAGUUCAACAGAAUGUGAAGAGGUUCCAGUUCAAAGAGGUUUGUGUGUAAUGUUGCAGAGGAUGAAACGAAUAGAACUGAUGACAGGUUAUGUGACGUUGCACCUUUAAAACAAUACACUGAAUGUAAUUAAUUCUGGACUGAUGCUCCUAAUUAACUAGAAGGGUGCAGACGGGUCUUAAUUCUUUAUAAACCUUUUCUUGUUUCGGCUAAAAUCUCUAACCUGGCGAUAAUCGUUUUAAAAAUAUUAUUUUGACAUUGAACUGUUUAAAAAUAGACCUUUAGACUAAAUGUAAGGGAUUUUUCUGCAUACAUUGUACAGGAUGUUGAAAAAUGGGGAAACUUUAUUAGCAAUAGAUAUAAGGAUUUAAAAAAAACAGAAAAAAAAUAGUUUUAAGCAUUUUUAUUCCAAAUGUUUAUCGAUGUGAUUGACAACGAUCAGAAAAAACAUUUUUCAUUUAAUACUUUAUUUAAGUAUAAUGUAAACAUCAUUUAGCAUAUAUUACAUUAAAUGUACAAUUGCUUCUCCUAAAUGACAGUUUGUAAAGUAAAAGUAUUUUUUUAUAAAUCAUAGAAAAUAAGAAAUAGGAUUACACUUACGAGAGAAUACAUAAAACAUACACAUCACAGUAACUAUUACUGCGUAACAGGGUAAUGCAAUAACUAUGAUUACUGCAUGACCACAUUGACAUCACAUUGUAUUCAAGUACAUAGUACUAUAUUGUGAAGAUAUUGUAUUCCCAGCACUGUGUUAUUGAAUAUUUUUGUACUUUUCCAUAGAUUAUGAUGCUGAAACAGACGUUUGUGAAACGUUACACUGAGGGCUUUUUGAGUGUGGGAAGACUUUCAGUAUUCAAACAUAUAAUUAAUAACAGUUUCUAGAUUUUUUUUGUCUUAUUUGUCCGCAUAAAUCACAGUAUUUAUUGCAGUAUUAAUCUCAGUCUUCAGUGACACCUACAUUCUGAAUCCUGUCCUCUGUAUUUUAGAGACAUGUCAGGUAAAAAUAUGCUUUUGUAUUCAUCUACUGAGUUUUUAUUUACUGAAUUUUGAAGACGGUGGAAU
This is a messenger RNA of Anarrhichthys ocellatus (wolf-eel), 2738 nucleotides long. RefSeq names its product zinc finger protein 365 (gene znf365). The coding region runs from base 117 to 1526 and encodes 469 amino acids. The record is from RefSeq and is a predicted model, not a curated record. Gene Ontology annotation, biological process: regulation of DNA strand resection involved in replication fork processing; regulation of neuron projection development; regulation of double-strand break repair via homologous recombination. Lineage: Eukaryota; Metazoa; Chordata; Actinopteri; Perciformes; Anarhichadidae. The transcript is spliced from 6 exons.